Messenger RNA from Cuscuta campestris, 1851 nucleotides. The record is from the annotation of a GenBank genome assembly. Lineage: Eukaryota; Viridiplantae; Streptophyta; Magnoliopsida; Solanales; Convolvulaceae.
GGGUAUUCAAAUUCAACUGAUGAACACAGGACUUUUGAAAUGGCGGUCGUCUUAGCUAGGGAAUCAGUCAGGAUACAUGGAGCUGAGCUCUCUCCCAUUGUGCUAUAAAAAGAGGUCCAAUAUAUUCAUCCUCUUCGAUCAUCAGCAGCAAGUAGAGACUGCCAUUAUAUAAUUUAUAUUAUGAAAUAUUGCCAUUAGCCAUUUUUGGCAUUGCUUCACGGGCAACCGCGAAGGAAGUACAAAUGUUCGAUGUCAGGGGUUCGCUCCAGAAAACACUUGACGUCUUCUCCCCUGACAUCCUCCUCGUCCCUCAGCGGGACGAAGAUGAUCAUAAACACAACUUUUCUUCUUCUUCUUCUUCUACUACGGCUACUACUAAUAAUAGUACAACUACUUUGGGAUAUUCCUUUGAGUUGCAUACUCGAUUGUCUGUCGAGGGAAGACCAGAUGCGGAGGAUUACCGGAUGCUGACGUUAGCUCGACUCGGUCGUGAUUCGGCCCGAGUGAGUUCGAUCCUUCAGGCCCGGGCAGCUGUCGCCGUCAAAGGGACGACGGACAAUACAUCAUCGGUGGGGUUGGCCCGUGGUAGUGGUGGUGGUUACUUGGCCCGUCUCGGGGUUGGCACCCCUCCCAUGUGGUUUUACCUGGUUGCCGAUACCGGGAGUGAUCUUACCUGGCUCCAGUGCGAACCUUGCAACCCUUGUAUCCCCCGCCGGGGCCCCAAUUUCGAUCCCUCCGAUUCUUUCACUUACCAUCCUAUCAUUUAUGAUUCGGCCCCCGUUACCUACGGGGUGGAAUACGGCGAUGGAUCUUACACGGCCGGCGAUUUGGCCUCGGAAUCCGUAACCUUCUUUGGCCGCCGCGGAUCGAGCGAAUUAUUGCAGAUCGGUUGCGGAUUUGCAAACGGAGGGACGUUUGCUGGAGGCGUAGGAAUACUUGGUCUGGGCCGCGGCCCAGAUUCGUUCCCUUCCCAGAUGAACUUAGCAUCUUUCUCCUACUGCCUCGUCGACAAGGACUUCAGAAACUCCUCGACUCUCGAGUUUAUUAUUAACUCGUCCCCUCAUACACCGCCGCCCGCGGACGCUGGUGCGGUCGUUGCCUCUUUAAUCCGCAAAGCAGGCCGGAGGGCGUCGAGUUUCUAUUACGUUGACUUGAUCGGGAUCAGCAUCGGCGGCGGCGGCGGCGGGAUGAUACCCAUCGGCGGCGCGAACACAACAACAGGCGAAGAAGGCGGAGUCAUCCUCGACUCGGGAACGACAUUGACCUACUUGCAGUUGAGCACCUACGUUCCCUUCCGACAAGACUUCCUCGGUGCGGCGGCCCACAACUUGGCGUUAGUGUUCCCACCCGCCCAUCUCCCAUUUGACACGUGUUUCGAUUUGUCGAACCUGAGGAGCGUGGAUGUACCAACGGUGUCGUUUCACUUCGCCGCCAGUAAGAAGCCGUUGCUGCUGCCGCCUGAGAAUUAUCUGCUCCCGGUGGACUCCAAUGGCACGCAUUGCUUGGCCUUCAUUCCCAUGCUGAACUCUUCCAUGUCCAUCAUCGGAAACGUGCAGCAGCAGGGGAUGCGAGUCACCUACGACCUUGCCAAAUCCCAGAUCCGAUUCAGACCCAAUCAAUGCUAGCUAUCUAGUGCCGUGGCUCCAUAUAUACUUUUAUCUUCUAUCUAUGCCUAUAUAUAUAUAUAUAUAUAUAUAUAUAUAUAUAAACACCUACAUACACGCCCAUCACUUCUUUCAACAUUAUCAUAUAUGUCAACUCCAUCACAUUAUGCAUCUUUUUUGUUAUCCUAUUUAUUGGAGUGUUAUAACAAAAAUCAUCAAGAAAUCAUAAUAAUAGUAACACUGAUAU